UGCGGCGGCGCCUUGCGUCACACGUCAUACGUAAGGGGGCGUGCCCGAGUCGCGCUCCGUGCGGAGUAGUAACGGAGUUGAACGGCAGCGCUCGAGCUCCAUUGAAAGAAAGUGUCUCCCGGUUCAGAGGCAGCAGGCGGACGAACCGGAGAGGAACGAACCGGAGGGACGCGGCAAACCUGACCGAAAAACACGAGCUCUCAGUCGGCUCAACUCGACACCGACACACCGAGACCCCCCUCACCAUUCUCCCUAGACACACCGACAUUUUAACGGCGGCGGCUCCGGCGGAGGCGACGGGAUAACGUCAGCAGGAAACCGGGAAGAAGAAGACCCGGAGGACGGUGACAGGUGAACGGACUCCGCCACAGGUAGGACUGUCGUGGCCGGAGAUAGAUCCUCGAAGUGCGGGGACGGGUCAUGCGGAUUUCUCCGGUGAAUGAUCGGAGCUCCGCGUCUCAGUAGUUACCGAAGAAGAAGAAAGAGAGAAUAUAACUAGAAGAAGAAGAAGAAAGAGCGAAUAUAAGUAGUAGAAGAAGAAGGAGCAGGAGGAUCCAGAGGAGAGGAGUCAUGUCCCGCAGAAAGCAGAGCAAACCCCGGCAGAUAAAACGUUCCCUCGGAGACCUGGACGUUGGCGAGGAGACCGGCCCGGACAACCUGAGCCUGUCGGGGGAGGACGGAGGAGCCUCGGACCCGGACGACUCUGCAGAGGGCGACGGCUGCAGCUCCCGGCCGUUCACGCCGCUGCACAACGAAGAGCCAAGGACACAUGACUCUGGAGGAGGAGGAGGAGGAGGAGGAGGAGGAGGAGGAGGAGGAGGUGCUGAAGAUGGCGAAGGGGAGGAGCUAGUGCAGACACAGAGCGGCGCUGAGGAGGACGAAGAGCAGCAGCAGCAGCGGGAGGAGGAGGAGGAAGACGAGGAGGCGUCAUCGUGGAGAGGUCCAGAGGAGCUGCAGUUAACGGAGGACGGCGUCGUGGCCGUAGGAGACGUCCGUCCAGACACGACCUGGGGUCCUUACGCCGGGAUCAUCCAAUCAGAGAGCAGCGCUCAUGAGGCGGAGGCCGAGGACUCCAGGUCGACCCUGAAGACUCUGGUCUGUGAAGAUCCAGGAUGUUGGAUGAAUCGUCUCCCUCUGACCUCCGACCCCUCAGCAGCCAACUGCACCGUCUUCAGCCGGGGUGAUGAGUUGUUCUGUAAAGUGACCAGAGAGCUGGCGGCUGGUGAGAGGCUCCUGGCCUUCCUGUCCUCCUCCUCCUCCUCCUCCUCCGCCUCCUCCUCCUCCACCUCCUCCACCUCCCUGCUGCCCCGGCUCUCCCCUCCGCUCAGCCUCCUCACCCAGCAGCCUCCCGCGGUGAAGGAGGAGCCUCUGUACCCGGCGGCGCUGCACUCAGACAUCCAGCUCCUCCCACAGCAGGCCGGGAUGGCGGCCAUCUUGGCUACAGCUGUUGUCAACAAGGACAUAUUUCCGUGUAAGGACUGUGGGAUCUGGUACCGUAGCGAGAGGAACCUCCAGGCCCACCUCAUGUAUUAUUGCGCCAGCCGCCAGAAGCAGCCGACUGCAGCCUCCUCCCCCCCACAAGACAAACCCAAGGAGUCCUACCCCAACGAACGGGUCUGUCCCUUCCCCCAGUGCAACAAGAGCUGCCCCAGCGCCAGCUCUCUGGAGAUCCACAUGCGCACACACAGCGGUGAGCGUCCCUUCGUCUGUCUCAUCUGCCUCUCGGCCUUCACCACUAAAGCAAACUGUGAACGUCACCUGAAGGUCCACACGGACACUCUGAACGGGGUCUGUCACGGCUGUGGCUUCGUCUCCACCACCAGGGACAUCCUCUACAGCCACCUGGUCACCAGCCACAUGGUUUGCCAGCCCGGGUCCCGUAGUGAGGUCUACUCUCCAGGCCCAGGCCUCCCGAAGCUGCCCCUGUCCACUGGUCUGAGUCCAGGAGACUCUGGUGUCGUUCUCAAAUGUCAAGUUUGUGGCCACAACUCAGACUCCCCGGCCCAGCUUCAGCAGCACGUACGAACCCACCUGGAGGUCCGGGUCCCGGCCGAGAGGAGCCCCACCCCUCGGCAAAGCACCCCAUCAUCCGUGGAGCAGCCCCAGAUGUCCCCCCACGAGAAGGAGCCCCUGGCCUGCGUCCCCAAGCCGGACUCGUCCAGCCCCGGAGCAAACGGAGGCUCGGCCACUCCUCGAGACUACAGUCCUCCCGAUGCCUCCGACAUCAAGAUCAAAGAGGAGCCUCGUUCAGACUCGGAGACGGACGAGCAGCAGAUGGAGGUGAAGGAGGAUGGAGAGGAGGAGGAGGAGGAGGAGGAGGAGGGGGAGGAGGACGCUGGUGGAGAGCAGGAGGAUCAGGAAGCAAGAAGGAUGACUAAAGAGCAGUCGGCCGGCACCUCCUCCUCCUGCCAAACAUCCAAAUCUCCAAAGAGUCCAGCCACGACUGUGAAGGCAGAACCAACCAGUCCCACACCUGGUUCCAGCCCGGCCCACGUGGGGGGCACGGGGUCUGUCGUUCCUGGGGGGGCCAUCAUCCUGCCUCACUACAUGUUUAAUGAAGCAGCCAUCUUGCCUCAGGCUUCAGAGAUCCUGGCCAAGAUGUCAGAGAUGGUUCACAGCCGCCUGAAACAAGGCCAGACGGUGGCUCAGGGCAACCCGGCGGCCUUCUUCCCCUCCGGACCUACGGCCCCCACCGCCACGGCCACCCCCCCUCACAAAGGAGCCACCUGCUUCGAGUGUGAUAUCACCUUCAACAACAUCAACAACUUCUAUGCACAUAAGAGGCUGUACUGCUCCAGCAGGCAUCAGGGAGAAGCUGCGACCUCGGCUUCAGGCCCUGGAUCGACUCGAGACUCGGCCCCGGCCUCGGUGCCUUCCAGCGGGGCGUCUCCUCAAGGGGGUGCCUCCAGUAGAGCCGCCUCUGCCUCGCCAACUGACUCUGACCCGGCUGUGGGAGAAUCCAAGAGGGUGGUGGAGGUCAAGAUAGAAGCGCCGGCGGGGAGAGAAGGAGUAUCACCCUCCUCUGAAGGGGAAGGAGGAGGAGGAGGAGGAGGAGGAGGAGGAGGAGGAGGAAGAGCGAGCGAAGGCAGCCAGAGUCCAGCCAGUGGUUCUGCUGAGGACCUGGAAGACGAUCCCAACCGAACCUUCUGCGUCGCCUGCAACAUCCGCUUCACCCGCCACGACAACUACACCGUUCACAAGAGGUUCUACUGCGCGUCGCGCCACGAUCCAUCCAAUCACAGGUCUCCACACAUGGCCAAGGCAAGCGGGGCGGCGCCCUUCCUCCCCCAGCCCAUACGCACACGAAAGAGGAAGAAGAUGUACGAGAUCCACAUGGCCAGAACCGAAGCCCUGGCUAACGCCGCUGCAGCAGCCGCCGCUGCCGCCGCCACUGCCGCCGCCGCCGCCUCCGCCCCGUCCCCCUCCGUCCUGGGCCUCGCCGUCAAGCAGGAAAUGUCUCCCAGUGGCGCCGGCAGCUCCAGCCCCGAAGGAGACGGCCCCAUCGACCUGAGCAAGAGGCCUCGUCUGAGCGAGGCUCCACGCCCCAGCGGUGGCGGCGGCGGUGGCGGGGGGGGCGGCGUCCUCCCAGCUCUGCCUCUCACCGACUACCACAAGUGCACCGCCUGCAGCAUCAGCUUCAACAGCAUCGAGAACUACCUGGCUCAUAAAACCUACUACUGCCCCGCCACCACCCUCCAGCCCCACACCCUGGAGCAGCUCCACAGGCUCAAGAGGUCGGCCUCCACCUCCCCCAAGAGCCGGCCUCAGCAGGAGCGUCCGGACCUCCUGCACCCCGUCGAGGCCAAAGCCCUCCCGGCUGAGUGGGUGGCCCAGGCUCAAGGUACCUCCAGCCCUCACCCCUCUGCCUUACCCGCCUCAGGAGCUACAUCCCCCUCACAUACAACCACCACCACCCUCGCAGCCACUCCAGGAGCUGGAGCCCAAGGUUCCACUCAGGUGGUCUGCCCCUACUGCCCCAACAGGCCCAUCAGCGGUGACCUGAUGGAGCACUUCAAGGCGGUCCACGGCCUCCUCGUAACCAUCCACUCGCCCCAGGAGACCCGGUCCCAGCCGGUCAGCCCCAGUCUAAGCCCCAGAGACGGAUCCACGUCCAGCCAGACCAGACCCGGCUCCAGAGUGCACAGAGACAGUAUCAACGGACAAGCCCGGAGCGGUACCACGUCCCCCAUCUCGCCCCUGGUCAACGGCAGCCCCUCAGCUGGGGGGGGUUCCCCUCCGGCUGGCUCGCCUCUGCCGGUGUCUCCCCCAAGGGCUCCGUCUCUGACUCUGUCUCCUGUGCCUGAGGUCCUGAGGGAGAAGGUUGCGUCGUCCCACCUCCCAGACAAGGCUUCCCCCACCGCCCCCACUGCCUCCCCCAAAACCCCCCUGAUCUCCCCGGUCCAGAACGGGAACUCCCGCUUCUGCCGGCUGUGCAACAUCAAGUUCAGCAGCCUCUCCACGUUCAUCGCCCACAAGAAAUACUACUGCUCCUCCCACAGUGCCGAACACGUCAAGUGAACCUCCUCCUCCUCCUCCCCCUCGGCCAGUCCUCCCAACACGGUGCCUCCCAACAUGGCGCUUUAGCUGACAGUGAAUGACUGUUACUCCCUGGUAGGGCCUGACGGUGGCGUUACCAACAGACAGUGACUGAAAUUCCUCCCAUGGGUCAAAGUUUGUCGUACACUAAGAGCUGAGGCACCGACGUGUCUUCGUCCUGUAGAUCACUCUCUCUUGUCUCUAACAUGCACCACUCCCGGGCCUCAGAGAACAUCGUCACGUUUACGGGACGUUAAAAAGAUUUUCUGUCUUGUCGUUGAGUUUCUAACGACGAUAAUCGGACGAAUCGUGAUGAAUUCCCGGUCUCCUCCCGAGCUCUUGAUGUUUUUCAGACCUAAACGGGAGGAAUGUUUUUUCUCUUGUGUGGAAAAAGACUUGAUCAUUGUUCCUGUUUUUAUUAUCUGUGCAUAGUGUAUGAUGUCUGAAGAGAAGAAGAGUUCUAUGAUGCUUUUGGUUUCAACACUGGCUCUUUUUUUUUUUUUUUUGCUUACUUGCGAAGCUGCAGCGUUUUUAGCUGAAUAACGUUUGGCAUCACAAUGUUACUAAUUACUGAAGGAGAAUAUUUCCAAAUGGACUCUUUUCUUUUCUUUUCAUACACAAGAUUCUUUAUUUUCUCUUUAAAACGCAAGGGAGGCAAAAUGUGAAAUAUUUAUCUUUUAGUCCUCACUGAUUUCAUGUCAACAGAAAACUACCUACCUAGUGUCUUGAGAGUAUUUGUAUUUUUUAUUUGUAUAUUUUUUCAUACUGUUGGAAGGAGCCGCGCUGAAGUGAGUUUUCUAAGUGUCGAUACUGAAGAUCUUCUUCACGGUAAUCACUGGGAUCAACUUUAUCUCAUUCUGUGUUCUGUUCCCGUUUAGUUUCCAGCCCUCUCCGCCUCCUCGUACACCACCCACGUCUUAGGUUACACAAACGUUUUACACACAGCUGUGUUCUCUUCGUUGCAAACUUUAGAUUUUUGUUGAAUGAUUGUGUUUGUGUCCGGUGAUGAAGGCUCAGUCUAAGACCACAGUAGAGAAAGCACACUGAUCUCUUAAUCACAUGGUCCAGUCCAUGUGACCCUGUGCUGCUGCAGCAGCUGCAAUACAGUGUUAGCUACAACUGUGAAAUGCUUUAUAUGACACAUCGUCUAAAUUCAGUUUUAGCCUCAGUUCAGAUACGUUCGUCACAGACCUGCUUGCUCUCAGGAUUUUUAGCUGAAUUUGGACACUAAAACUCUUUGUGGUUACAAAAAAACACCUGUGGGAAAUCUAGUCCAACCCAUGUGCAUGCUUUAAUUUAAAAAAGAAAUUAAGGGAAGGAUCUGAAAUAGACCUCCAUCUGCUGUCGAUAACCAACCGACCUCCAAAAGAACAGCAAUCAAUAAUAAAUAUGUUUACAUGCUUCAAAUCUACUCAAUUAAAUCCCAUUUAACACAGACGGGACCCUAUCGAGUCCUAGGACCCGUUGGAGACUUUAGGAAAAAUUAAGUGUGAUAUUGGAUGUGAGAAAUGAAACUAUAAACACCGCAGGACAGAUCUAAACCUCCUCUGGCAAACCACCUCAUUUCCAUUAAUCAACAUCAACACAUUUUCACCUGGAGUCGCAUCAAAAACAACUUCAGACUAAAGCGUUUUUUUAAGUCACAGAUUUUCAUUCAGAGCUAGUCUGCCUUUUAAACACCUGAGAUUAUCAAACACGUCUGUCGUCUUGAACGUCGCCUGAACCCCCCCCACCCCAGUUUGAUAAGACUAAAUGUAAAGUGGAGGAUUUUAACUCCUGCUCGGCUCUUGUGUUUCUGAGCAGAAUCAUCUCACUACUGUUUACAACUCUGCUGUUCAUCUCUACGUUAAAAAGACGAGAGAAGAAGAAGAAGAAGACAAAGUCCCAUUCAUUAAAAGAAUCCUUCUCGUUGCACUGUGUUGUAUAAAAUGUGCUGAAUGUUUUAGUUUUAGCUACCUUUUUUUUUGUAUUUUAUUUAUGUUAUACGGCACUUUUUUCUUUUUUUUUUCUUUUUUCUUUUUUUUGUUCGUUUCUUUUCCCGUCCAGGAUGACUUUGAAGGACUUUCAGAAAGAUUUAAACUCUCACAUAAAACUUUAUGUUGAUGAUUCCUUUUUGUGUCUGAAAUGGAGAAAAAUCACAAUGAAUGUCAACACUUUUGUUUCCAAUUUAAUUUUAAUUGUUUUUAGUUUUUUUUAUUUCAGUUCCACUACACUCUUGUCCAAACUAUGCAUGGGAAAUAAAAAAGAAAAAAGUUCUGAGAGACACUGAA
Molecule: messenger RNA, 6806 nt
Organism: Mugil cephalus (flathead mullet)
Lineage: Eukaryota; Metazoa; Chordata; Actinopteri; Mugiliformes; Mugilidae
Gene: zfpm1
Product: zinc finger protein, FOG family member 1
Exons: 9
Coding region: 571-4518 (1315 amino acids)
Biological process (GO): erythrocyte differentiation; negative regulation of transcription by RNA polymerase II; megakaryocyte differentiation
Cellular component (GO): nucleus
Molecular function (GO): RNA polymerase II-specific DNA-binding transcription factor binding
Source: RefSeq, a predicted model, not a curated record